UGAGCGCGACGGCAGCAGCAGCAGUAGCGGGCACGGUGACGGUGGCACCGCAGUGGAUACACGGGCAGCUUCGCUCCUGUGCACCACUACAAUCCAAGAUCUGAAGGAGAAACCGUAAACCGACUAAACCCCGACCGGUGAUGACGCGUUUGCAGUAACGCGACUGCUCGCUGCCUGUCCCCGCUUACACUCAUGAGGUCUAUUUUUGCACCGUGAAACACACGUUUGACACCGUGUGCUCGGGAGAAACAGACGCGCGAGGCUCGGAUGUGUUGGAGUCGCAAUGGCAGACCGUGAUUCGUUACCGCUGCCGUUGGAGGUGCGCGCGCGGCUGGCGGAGCUCGAGCUGGAGCUGUCGGAGGGUGAUAUCACCCAGAAGGGCUACGAGAAGAAAAGAUCCAAACUUUUACAAGCAUACCUACCUCAUACACCAGGAGCAGAACGGCGCAUCCCCGUAACACCAUCUUCAUCGUCUUCCUCAUCCUCACGUUAUCAACGCAGACGGUCCACUGGGUCAAGGGAUGAACGUUACCGCUCAGAUGUUCACUCAGAAGCGGUUCAGGCUGCGUUGGAGCGACACAGUGAGAGAAAGAUGGCUGUGCUUUUGCCAUCCAAGCGGCGCUCGCUCAUUGGUCAAACCUCCAUGGACACAUACACUCCUCCAGACUCGUCCUCCGGCUCUGACGCUGAGGGGUCUCUGGGGAGAGCAGGGGGUGUCAGUGUGGACUCGUGGAUCAGCAGAGCUCUCCACGGCUCUCCCUCAACAUCAUCGUCAUCAUCGUCGCACAGCAACAGCUCUGCCAACGCAGCCCGACUGGCAGAGACCAGCAUGCACACAUACGCCAUUGGUCCGAUGUCUCAUCUGUCUCUGAAAAGGCGGGGAUUAAGAGAAAUGGGUGUUUCUGCUGAGAAUGGAAUAGUUGUCAGGCAUUCCAGUGACUACCAUUCAGAUCGCCCUUGGUCAUCUCUGGAUUCAGAGGACAGUCUGUCGGCUCCUCCUGACAUCACUAGCUACAUGCCAGACUCCGCCCCCAUUUUGGUUCAUCGUCCACAAAUCGCCAUGAUUACCAGACCCCCGCCCAAAUAUGGUAAUGCUGAGCUGAUGGAGACAGGAGAUGGUGUUCCUGUCAGUAGCCGUGUGUCAGCAAAGAUCCAGCAGCUAGUUAAUACACUAAAACGACCAAAGCGAAGACCUCUAAGAGAAUUCUUUGUGGAGGAUUUUGAAGAACUUCUGGAAGUGCAGCAGCCUGAUCCGUCUCUGCCACGCCCAGAAGGGGCGGAGUCAAUCCCCAUAGAAGGAGAGGAGUUGGACAGACUGAAAAAUUGCCCCGCCUCCCUGGAAGCGGCUCUCCUGCGCUGGGGAGCCAUUGCACCCAAAGCCCCCUGCCUGACCACUACACACAGCAAUGCCAAACAACCGUACACACUUACAUAUGGUAAGCUUUGGUCCAGGAGUUUGAAGUUGGCCUAUAACCUCCUCCAUAAACUGGGAUCCAAACAAGAGCCAAUUAUCCAUCCUGGAGACCGGGUAGCAUUGGUUUAUCCUAAUAGUGACCCAGCAGCGUUCAUGGUGGCGUUUUAUGGCUGCCUUUUGGCUGAAGUUGUUCCUGUUCCAAUUGAAGUACCACUUACAAAGAAGGAUGCUGGGAGUCAACAGAUUGGGUUUCUGUUGGGUAGCUGUGGUGUAACUGUGGCGUUAGCCAGCGAUGCGUGUCAUAAAGGUCUUCCUAAGAGUGCUAGUGGUGACGUCAUGCAGUUUAAAGGUUGGCCAAAGUUGCUCUGGGUGCUGACUGACUCUAAACAUUUAUCUAAACCCCCUCGGGAGUGGUUUCCUCUAAUUAAAGAUGCCAACAAUGACACCGCAUACAUAGAGUAUAAGACCUGUAAGGAUGGCAGUGUGAUGGGGAUAACCGUGACAAGGAUGGCGAUGCUCUCACACUGCCAAACUCUUACACACACCUGUGGAUACAGUGAAGCUGAGACUGUGGUGAACGUGUUGGACUUUAAAAAAGGCAUUGGCCUUUGGCACAGUGUUCAAACGAGUGUAUUGAAUAUGUUACAUGUGGUCAGUGUUCCCUAUGCACUUAUGAAGGUGAAUCCUCUGUCCUGGAUCCAAAAAGUCUGCCAGUACAAAGCUAAAGUGGCGUGUGUGAAGAGCAGGGAUCUACACUGGGCUCUGAUGGCCCACAAAGAGCAGCCGGACACCAACAUGAGCUCAUUGAGAAUGCUGCUCAUCGCUGAUGGGUCGAACCCCUGGUCGAUAUCCUCCUGCGACGCGUUCCUGAACGUGUUUCAGAACAUGGGCUUGAGGUCAGAGGUCAUAUGCCCAUGUGCUGGUUCCCCCGAGGCUCUAACCGUCGCUCUGAGGAGGCCUCAGGAGAGCAGCUCAAAGCCUGCAGGCCGAGGGGUCCUGAGUAUGACCAACUUGAGCCACGGGGUGAUUCGGGUGGACACAGGAGAGAAGCUGUCCGUCCUCACCCUGCAGGACGUGGGCACAGCCAUGCCAGGAGCGGUGGUGUGUGUCGUUAAAGUGGAGGGCGUUCCUCAACUGUGUAAAGCUGAUGAGAUAGGAGAGAUCUGCGUGUCGGCUGUUGCAACGGGCACGUCCUAUUAUGGGCUAACCGGAAUGAGCAAAAACACAUUUGAGGUUUGUCCAGUGGCGUGUGACGGUGGAUUGGUCAGUGACUGUGUGUUCGUGCGGUCGGGUCUGCUGGGGUUUGUGGGUCCAGGCAGGAUGAUCUUCAUCUCUGGGACACUUGAGGGACUGAUGCAGGUCGGCGGACGGAAACACAACGCUGAUGACAUCAUUGCUACCGCUCUGGCUGUGGAGCCCAUGAAGUUCAUCUACAGAGGAAGGACGGUGGUGUUUUCAGUGACUGUACUGUAUGAUGAGAGGAUCGUGCUGGUGGCAGAACAGAGACCAGAUUCCACUGAAGAAGAGAGUUAUCAGUGGAUGAGCCGAGUGCUGCAGGCUAUAGAUGGAAUUCAUCAGGUUGGGGUCUACUGUCUGGCACUGGUUCCUGCUAACACUCUUCCCAAAACCCCUUUGGGAGGAAUCCACCUGUCUGAGACAAAGCAGCUGUUCCUGGAGGGGGGUCUUCACCCCUGCAGCAUCCUCAUGUGUCCUCACUCCUGCAUCACCAACCUGCCCAAACCCAGACAAAAACAGCCUGAGGUGGGUCCUGCCUCAGUGAUGGUGGGGAAUCUUGUCGCGGGGAAACGAAUGGCUCAGGCCAGCGGACGAGAUUUGAGUCACAUGGAGGACAAUGAGCAGUUUCUCUUUCUGUCGGAGAUGCUGCAGUGGAGAGCUCAGACAACACCAGAGCACAUACUGUACACGCUCAUUAACUCACGGGGAGCAGUAGGAAGUUCUCUGACUUGUCUACAACUGCACAAGAGAGCAGAGAAAAUCGCCACUUUGCUUUAUGAAAGAGGACAGUUACGAGACGGAGACCACGUAGCCCUAGUUUAUCCACCAGGUCUGGAUCUGAUCGCUGCGUUUUAUGGCUGCCUGUACGCAGGCUGCAUUCCUAUAACCGUGCGACCGCCUCAUCCGCAGAAUAUCUCCACUACACUGCCUACAGUUAAAAUGAUCCUAGAGGUGAGUCGGUCAGUGUGUGUAAUGACCAGCCAAAUGAUAUCAAAACUUCUCAAGUCCAGAGACGCAUCGGUGGCUGUGGACUUUAAAUUGUGGCCUCCAAUCUUGGAAACAGAUGACUUGCCAAAGAGACGUUGUCCUCUGAUGUUCAAGCCAUGUGAUCCAGACUCAUUGGCGUAUCUGGACUUCAGUGUGUCCACUACAGGAAUGCUGGCUGGAGUGAAGAUGUCUCACAAUGCCACCAGUGCUCUGUGUCGCUCGGUGAAGCUGCAGUGCGAGUUGUAUCCGUCUCGUGAAGUGGCCGUGUGUCUGGAUCCGUACUGCGGCCUCGGCUUCGUCUUGUGGUGUCUCUGCAGUGUGUAUGCAGGCCAGCAGUCUGUUUUGAUCUCUCCGAUGGAUCUGGAGGUGAAUCCUGCGCUGUGGCUUCAGGCCGUCAGUCAGUUUAAAGUCAGAGACACGUUCUGCUCGUACUCAGUGAUGGAGCUCUGCACCAGAUCUCUCAGCUCGCUCACUGACACGCUGAAGGCCCGAGGGAUGGACCUGACCCGCGUGCGCUCCUGUGUGGUGGUAGCAGAAGAAAGGCCUCGUGUUGCUCUGACCCAGUCCUUCUGUAAGCUCUUUAAAGACGUGGGGCUUCACCCGCGCGCCGUCAGCACCGCCUUCGGCUGCAGGGUCAACCUCGCCAUCUGCCUACAGCCUCAUAGGUUGGGAAAACUUGCUGAGCAGGGAACAUCAGGACCCGAUCCUACAACUGUCUAUGUGGACAUGAGAGCACUGAGACACGACAGGGUGAGACUGGUUGAAAGAGGCUCUCCGCACAGUUUGCCUCUCAUGGAAUCUGGGAAGAUUUUACCUGGUGUACGCAUCAUCAUUGCUAACCCAGAGACGAAAGGACCAAUCGGAGACUCUCAUUUAGGGGAGAUCUGGGUCCACAGUCCGCAGAACGCCAGUGGAUACUUCACUGUGUUUGGCGAGGAAAAUGUGCGUUCAGAUCAUUUUGGAGCCAGGCUGAGCUUUGGAGACACUCAGACGGUGUGGGCCAGAACUGGAUACCUGGGGUUCCUGCGCAGAACUGACCUCACGGAUGCAAGCGGAGAAAGGCACGAUGCCCUUUAUGUGGUGGGAGCAUUAGAUGAAGUCAUGGAGCUGAGAGGAAUGAAAUACCAUCCCAUUGACAUUGAAACGUCCAUCAUCAGAGCACACCGCAAUAUCACAGAGUGUGCUGUGUUUACAUGGACGAACCUCUUGGUGGUGGUGGUGGAGCUGGAAGGUUCUGAGCAGGAGGCUCUAGAUCUGGUUCCAAUGGUGACUAAUGUGGUUCUAGAGGAGCACUAUUUGAUUGUGGGUGUGGUAGUGGUGGUGGAUACCGGCGUAAUCCCCAUCAACUCUCGUGGAGAAAAGCAACGCAUGCACCUGAGAGACGGCUUCCUCGCUGACCAGCUCGACCCCAUAUAUGUGGCUUACAACAUGUAGAAACGCACGCCGAUGAUAUUAAACACAUGAGAUGCAGCAACCAUCAUUUCCAGCACCUUCUCACUGUCAGCACUUCUGCUCAUUUGUUAGAUUGAACGCCCUCAAAAUAGCAGACACACACACACACACUCUCGCACAUCAUUCACAGAGGGACUUAAAAGACUCCUGUAGCAUAUCUUCAAGUUUUUUAUUUCGUUUUAAAAUUACGUAUCGCCCUAUAUUUUGUUAGUGUUGUUUUUUUUUUUACUUGCAUAUGAAAUUUUAAUUUAAGGAACAGGAUUUUAUAUUAAUGCAUAUUGCUGUCAUCAAUCCGUGUUAUUUAUUUGUGUUUUUUUAAACCUGUGAUCACAAAUAUAUGUCAUAUUUGUGCUUUUACAUACGUUUUGUUGCCUAUAUUGUUGUUUUAUGCUUGUCUUUGUUGUUGUCGGUUGUAUUAGAAUAUCACAUACCGAUUUAUUCAGCAUGUUUAUCAGUUUAAAGAUACUAAUGUUGAGUCCUUUUCAUAAUUGUUAAUUAUGUACAGACAUUUGGUUCAGGUUUACUUUUGACUUUUGUUUUGUUGUGAAUUCAUUGUUAGACUAUUAUGAAUCAUUUUAUCAUGUAUUUGAAUAUGAUCAUAUCUGCACUGUGAUACGCAUCAAUAUGUGAACUAGAAUUUGCAUUCUAGAUUCAGUGGCCGGAGAGAGGGGGGGAGGAAUGGAGAGUGACAGAAAGGGGACAUAUGCACAAUGUGUGUGUUUAGUAUAUCUUUAUUUAUUUUUGAAGCUUCCAUUACCUGUAAGAUACGAAAGCACUUUGAUUAUGUCACUUAUGUCUUUUCAUAUGUCAAUAAAAUAUUUUCAACUAUUCUUAUUGAGAAAACA
Danio rerio (zebrafish) is the source of this 5934-nucleotide messenger RNA. The record is from RefSeq and is a predicted model, not a curated record. Lineage: Eukaryota; Metazoa; Chordata; Actinopteri; Cypriniformes; Danionidae.